Messenger RNA from Neurospora tetrasperma FGSC 2508, 3345 nucleotides. RefSeq names its product peroxisomal copper amine oxidase. Gene Ontology annotation, biological process: amine metabolic process. The record is from RefSeq and is a predicted model, not a curated record. Gene Ontology annotation, molecular function: quinone binding; copper ion binding; primary methylamine oxidase activity. The transcript is spliced from 5 exons. NCBI's taxonomy places the organism in Eukaryota, Fungi, Ascomycota, Sordariomycetes, Sordariales, Sordariaceae. The coding region runs from base 1 to 2112 and encodes 703 amino acids.
AUGGGCUCUGUCGACACCACUCUCCCACACCCCUUUGAUCCACUCUCGCGGGAGGAAAUUGAAAACACCAUUUUCACAGUCAAGAAGGCCCACGGCGAUGUCUACUUCAACGUUGUUUCCCUCCAGGAGCCUCGCAAGGCUGAGAUGACAGCAUGGCUUGAGGAUCCCACCAAGGCACCCCGACCAAAGCGUCUUGCGGACGUCGUUGUCAUUGCACCUGGUGGCAAGGUGUACGAUGGCUUAGUAGAUCCGGCCAAGGGCGAGAUCGUUUCGUGGGAGUGGGCUGAGGGUCAGCAACCAAUUUUAACCAUGGAAGAACUCCAGCUUGUGGAACACAUUGCCCGUAAGGACCCCAAGGUCAUCGAGCAGUGCAAGAUCAGCGGCAUUCCCGAAGAGGAUAUGGACAAGGUGUACUGCGACCCCUGGACAAUCGGCUUUGAUGAGCGCUUUGGCAGCUCGGUACGGUUGCAGCAGGCGCUCAUGUACUACCGCCCCGAGCUCGACAAUUGCCAAUACCAGUAUCCUCUCGACUUCUGCCCCAUCUACGAUAGCGACAAGCAGGAGAUCAUUGCCAUCGAUAUUCCCAAGAUCCGCCGGCCACUCAGCAAGGCUCCCGCGUUCGAUUAUCACCCGGCUGCCAUCGAGGCAAGGGGCGGUUUCCGCAACAACCUAAAGCCCAUCAACAUCACCCAGCCUGAAGGUGUCUCGUUCAAGCUGAACGGGAGGGAGAUUGAGUGGCAGAAUUGGAAGUUCCAUAUUGGUUUCAACUACCGCGAGGGUAUCGUGCUCAACAACAUCACCUUCAACGACCAAGGCAAUGUCAGGCCGAUCUUCUACAGACUCUCUAUAGCUGAGAUGGUGGUCCCUUACGGAAACCCCGAACACCCUCACCAUCGCAAGCACGCUUUCGACCUGGGCGAGUACGGCGCCGGCUACCUGACCAACAGCCUUUCCCUCGGUUGCGACUGCAAGGGCUCCAUUCACUACCUCGACGCCGAGUUCCCCACGCGCGUCGGCGGCAUUCGGAAGAUCAAGAAUGCCAUCUGCAUCCACGAGGAGGACUCCGGCAUCUUGUUCAAGCACACCGACUUCCGCGACGACUCCGUCAUUGUGACGCGCGGCCGCAAGCUCAUCAUCCAACAGAUCUUCACGGCCGCCAACUACGAGUACGUGGUGGCCUGGAUCUUCCACCAGGACGGCACCAUCCAGCCCGAAAUCAAGCUGACAGGCAUCCUCAACACGUACAUCAUGGAGCCCGACGAGGACACGCACGGUUGGGGCACGCAGGUCUAUACCGGGGUAAACGCACACAACCACCAGCACUUGUUUUGUCUGCGCAUCGACGCCAACGUCGACGGGCCCAACAACUCCGUGUAUGUCACGGAUGCGGUCCCGGGAGAGGCUCCCGUCGGCAGCAAGGAGAACUUUUAUGGUAACGCCUUUUACAGCAAGCGCGCCAAGCUGGCCACCACGGGCGAAGGCAAGACCGACUACAUCGCCCAAACCUCGCGCACCUGGGAGAUCUGCAACCCCAACAAACUGAACCCGUACAGCAAGAAGCCGGUGAGCUACAAACUCGUAAGCCGCGAGGUGCCUACCUUGCUGCCCAAGGAGGGUUCGCUGGUGUGGAAGCGUGCUGCUUUUGCUCGCCAUUCGGUCCAUGUUACCAAGUACCGAGACGACCAACUCUGGCCUGCUGGCCGACACGUCCCCCAAACCUCAGGCGAGCCCUCGCGCGGUCUUCCCGAGUGGAUCGGCGACGGUACCGAGUCCAUCGACAACACCAACGUCGUUGUUUGGCACACCUUUGGCGUCACCCACUUCCCCACGCCCGAGGAUUUUCCUGUCAUGCCGGUCGAGCCCAUGACCCUGCUGCUGCGCCCGCGUAACUUCUUUGCCCGAAACCCGGUGCUGGAUGUGCCCCCCAGCUAUGCGAGCACGCCGAGCCAGCUGCUGGCGAAAGGCCAGGGCGUGUACGAUGCGGCGGAUAAGUUGAGCAAGUUGGCUUUUGAGGUGCCGAAGGAAGUGGAUGGUAAGGGGGUUAGUGGGGCGGGUAAUGGUGCUGGCGGUUCUAUGUCUUCGUGCUGUAAGAAUGGUGAUGGUUGCCAGUGAGUGUAACGCGUUGCGACUGAGUUGAAGCUCGAGAUGGUCGAAAUCGGAUGGCUUGGUUUGAAAAUUGGCGUUCUUGGGGUGGUCGAUUUGAUGAUUUUGGUACAUUGUUCUUUUUCGUUGUGUAAAAAUAUCCAGUCAGCUUGUUCCUCGUCACUUUUUGUCAGCCCUGGACGGCUGCUGAAUGGGUGGGACUCUUGCCCAAAGAUGAGAUUCAUGUGCUACCAGUAACUCCUUGAACGUAUUGUACAGUGUGAUCCAUGCCCCGCCAUGCUUUCCCCAGCAUGUUAUCUUUUUCCCGAACCAGCAAUGCAACGUCGUGAAAAGUAUUUAGUUCUGUACUCUAACAAAGUCCGUGAAAGACAAUCAGCCGUCCACAGCUCUCAAAUAGGGCGGUGCCUCGAGUGAGUGAAUGUCCAACAUCGCCCACUGUCCGUUCAACCAUCUAUCCCUUUCUGAACACUCCCUUCCCUGGUUCGUCAAGAAAAAAAGAGGCCAUGCCAAUCCAAGCUCCCGACCUCUCCUUUCUCACCCGUCAUCUCGAGCCGCUUAUUUCUUGACAGCCUGGUAAGGAUACCAAGGAUCCGCGUCCUUGCGGGUCCACACCUGCCUGCGCUUCUUGUUGACCACAUGCUCGACCCAGAUCUCAUGAGCGUACUUCUUCUUGAACUCGCGAAUGAAGCGCGGAUCCCACAACUCUGACGCAAUGCCCAAGUCCUUACAGCACCGCAGCAAAGCAUUAGACUUGCAACCCUCUCCGGCCGUCGGUAUUGUCUCCUCGGAGAAGUACUGGCAUUCUCCACGGGCUUGGGCGACGAAGCGACCACCAACAAUCAAAGCAUACUCUCUCGUCACCACCUUCUCCCCCACCACCAACUCCCCCCUCGGCGCCAGUCCCCAUCCUCCGGGUCCAAACGCUUGGUUCAGAAUUCGGCGGUACUUGAUCUCCGGCAGGUAAAUGAUUCCAUCCGGCUUGACCUCAACAUCCAGCGGAUCAAGCGGCUGCAUCAGGAUCUUGGCGACCUCGGGGCUGAAAGCCUCCGUCGACAAGCCGUGGUAGGACGAGGACCAGUCAAUCGUCUUCUGGGCCGCGCCGUUUCCGUUAGCGUUGCUGUUAGCACCGUUGCCUGUCAAGGCAGCAGUGAAGGCGCCCUUCUUAGUGCCGUUGUUGCUGGCGUUGUUGCUGCUGGGAAUGGGAAUUUGCGCCGCAAGCUCGGGGUCGACAUCCUCGAGGGU